Molecule: messenger RNA, 3276 nt
Organism: Ricinus communis (castor bean)
Lineage: Eukaryota; Viridiplantae; Streptophyta; Magnoliopsida; Malpighiales; Euphorbiaceae
Exons: 12
Coding region: 260-3076 (938 amino acids)
Cellular component (GO): nucleus
Molecular function (GO): mRNA binding
Source: RefSeq, a predicted model, not a curated record
GAAAAUAUAAUAUAGUAUUUUACUUAACGAAGAUAUAGUUUAGAUCAGGUGAUGAAAGUACACGUGGAAUUUCAACUCAACUCAAUCAGAGAUCGACUCUCUCAUCAGCUUUCCCUUAAUAUAAAACAUUUACAUUAUUAGGAAAAAAGAAAAAAAAGAAAGGAAAAAGGAGCCGCACUAAUCUCACGUCUCUCGUUGUACCGAACCAAAACGGUAAACUAAUUAUCGAUUCCGGUCAAUUGGAAACAGAAAAAGAACGAUGGCACCAAAGAAGCAGGCACCACCAGGUCCCCGCCCUACACGCCUCACUAGAGCCACCGCCAAGCUCGUUGCACCUCACCUUAAAUCCCCGGACAAUGGUGGCACCAAAACGACACCUCAAUCAGCUUCUCAUGUUGCCGUUUUGCAGGCCGAGGCUAAAGCUCCGAUUAUAAAGGAAGCAACUUCGGUUGCAAUUGCAAUUGGUGUUGUUGAAAGCAGCUGUAUAGAUGAGAAGCAGGAAAGUUGUUUGAUUGAUAUGAAACAGAAUGAAAGAAAUAAUUGCGCGGGAAACGAAACCCUAGCUCUGGAGGAGAAUAAUGUGGUUGUGCGUGAAUUAGAUGCACUGAAAGAGGUUGACGUUGAGGUUAAGCCGAAGAAGAAGGUAAAGAAGAAGGUAGUGGUGAAGAAGGUUGUGAAGAAAGUGGUGAAAAAGAGAGUGCCUAAAUCCAUGAUUAAAGACUUGGCUACUUGUUCCUCUAAACAAUUGACCACUAAAGUAGAGGUUUUUCAUAAUGAUGACGACGGCUAUGAUGAUAAUGAUGGCAGUGAAAAGAUUUGCAGUGAAGGAGUAGAGGAUGAUAAAGAUUCGGAGAAGCAAACAGAGACUUUUGAUAGUGAACGUAAUGGUUCGAUUCUAGAGGAUGAAAGUGGAAAGAUUAAGGUUCAAAAUUGCGAUGUUGGUGUGCCAUUGGAAAAAGCUGUUUCUAUGCAAGGUGAUAAUUUGAAAACCAUUCCUGAAGCUGGAAAACAAGAAUCCAUUGUGACUGGAAUUCCAGUGGAUGCAGAAAAGAAUAAGGGUGCAGUUCAAGAUUCUCAUUCUGCUGCCACUGAAAUGGUGAACCCGGAGUUAGUUCACGAAGUUGUAGUUCGAAAUUCUGAUUCUUCUACUGAAUCGCCCAUGGAAGUGGUAAAUGCAGAGUCAGUUAGGGAUCUAAAUAAUGAAUGUGUAGUUCGAAACUGUGAUUCUGUUACUGAAAUGCCCUUGGCAGCUGUGGACAAGCAGUUAAUUGAGGAUGCAAGUAAUGAGGGUAUAGUUCUAAAGUCUGAUUCUUGUACUGGAUUGCCCAUGGCAGAGAUGGUCUUGGAGUUAGUUGAGGAUAGAUGUAAUGAGGCUGAAGUUCAAAAGUCUUAUUCUACUUCUGAAUUGCCCAUAGAAGCGGUGAAUGCGGAUUUAGUUGGGGAUACAAAUAAUGAGGGUGAAGUUCCUAGCUGUGGUUGUGCUACUAUAGUGCCCAUGGAAGUAGUGAACAUGGAUUUAGUUGGGGAAAGAAAUAAUGAGGGUGAAGUUCCAAAUUCUGAUUCUGCUACUGAAUUGCCCAGGGAAGUAGUGAACGCAGAUAUAGUUGGGGAUACAAAUAGUGAGGGUGUGAUUCAGGUUCUGGACUCAAGUAAUGGUUAUGAUCAGGGAGGGAAGGAGGAUAAUGAGAUGAAUAAUGGAAGGAUAGCUUUGAGUGGGGAAUUGGAAGCAUUGGAGAGGAGGAGGAGGAGAAGAACAGAGAUUUUCAUUGGUGGGUUGAGCACUGAUGCUAGGGAGGAGGAUAUCAGGAAAGUUUUUGGGGCAGUGGGUGAAAUUGUCGAAUUGAGGUUAGUGACCAAUAGCAAGACAGGAAAGAAUAAACGCUUUGCAUUUCUGAGGUAUUCUUCAGCCGCUGAUGCGAAGAAGGCAUUGGAAAAAUAUGCAAAAGUUGAGAUUUGUGGAAAGCAGUGUGCUGUAGCACCUGUUGAGGGCAAUGACACAAUUUUUCUUGGUAACAUUGACAAGAAAUGGACAAAUGGAGAUGUCAUCAAACUGUUGCAAGAGAUAGGAAUUGAGAAAAUAGAUAAGGUCAUAGUGAUGACUGAUCCUUCUAAUGUGGGACGUAAUCGCGGGUUUGCAUUUGUAGAACUUGAAACUCACAAAGAUGCUCAAAUUGCUUUCAAGAAACUUCAUAAGAAGGACCUAGGAAAGCUUCAAAAUAUAAAAGUUGCUUGGGCUGAGCCCUUAAGUGAGCCAGAUGAAGAAGAACUGCUGAAGGUGAAGUCCGUUUAUGCAGAGUACUUACCUCCUUCAUGGGAUGAAGAGAAACUGAGAAGUUACUUUACAAAGUUCGGAGAAAUUGAGAAUAUUGUUCUUUCCCGAAAUCUGCAUUCCUCGAGGAGAAAAGACUUUGCCUUUAUUAAUUUUAGCACCCGUGAAGCUGCUCUUGCUUGCAUAGAAUCAUUCUACCAUGAGACAUUGACUAAUGAGGGAUCUCAGGUAAAUGUGAAGGUAUCCCUUGCGAAGCCUAUACCUAAGGGCAAGCCCCAUAAGAGAGUCUCCAAGCCUACUAUAAAAGAAAUCUCCAAACCAAAGCAUGCAACACAAUAUCCUGUAAAGCAAAUUGAACUUAGAAACAAGGAGAUUCCUGCAGUACGUAAUAAGAGUCAAAGAACAGAUGAUUUAAGGUCACCUGGAACUUCUGAACUUGAACAACGAUUAGCAGAGCGAGCUCUACGAAAGCAAAUGCAAGCAAGAAUAGGUCCAGGGGUAGGAAUCGCGAAUCAGGCCUAUUCUCAAGCAUUACCUGGACAGAAACGCCCUUUUUCUGCAUUAGAAGAUAAUAUGAGCUAUUCAGAUCCUAGAGGGCAGACACAUAUCCACAUGGGAAGUUCUUUUCCAGUUCGAACUCUAAGCCGUGGCGAAGUUCUCCCAGGGGCUGGGAUGGUGCCUCAUUCAUACUACCAGCGACAAGGUGCUGAUUAUGGGUUAGGUCACAGAUACUCAGAUUAUGCAAAUGGCUUUCAGAGGGAACAACCUCCUUACCGUGGAACUGGAAGAGACUACCACAGAUAUUGAUGGGUUUAUCUGAUCUUUUUAGAAGGCUGAACAGCAAGCAUUCAGGAGCAACCAAAAAAUUUGUACUUUUGGCAUGUCCAACUUGUAUAAUUUGUUAUUGCACGAAUAAUGUAUCAUAUUGUACAGAGCACCUGAUUCCUUAAUUGUAGACAUAUUUUAAUUUUUAGUAUUUAUUUUAUAUAAAUCCCUCUUUCCCAUUC